AUGACUUCAAUGAAAGACUACCUACAAGUUGAAGUCACUGGUGAUGCUGAUGCUGUUACCAGUGAUUUAUAUGUUGAAAAUACUAUUGAAAAUCCUGCAUUGUAUACAAUUGAAAAUAACCAUGUUUCUUUGGUAUCUGAAAAUGUUGAAAAAUGUAUCGAGCUUGAAACUGAGAUAUUGGAUGAUUGCAUGUGGGAAAGUAGAAUCAAAUUUACUAAAGAUGUUGCCAACCAAAGUAAUAUGGAGUUACCCUUGGAAUAUCAGGAUGUCACAGAUAAUAUUUACUUGAAUCCUGGAAAUACAAGUGAUAAAUUAUUUCAUUGUAAUAUUUGUGGAGAAAGUUUUGUUUUAAAUUAUCUUUUAAAAAACCACUUGGCCGAUCACAAAGGACAAGUACAUUAUAAAACUAAUAAAUGUAAAUUUUGUGGAAAACUGUUUAAGUUAAAAUUUGGUUUGAACAGACACAUUCAAAAACAUCACAAUUCCAUGUAUAAUUGCAAAUUUUGCGGACUUUUUAUUGAUUGCUCUAAGUUUAUUGAACACAAAAAAUACCAUGAAAGAAGAGAUAGUAUUGGAUCUAUAGUUAGAGACACACCUUAUUUCUGUAUUAGAAAAUCGCCUAAUAUUGAAAAUGGAUUGUGCACUGAUGAUUAUGGUCAGACAUCACAAAAUAAGCUUAUAUUUACAUGCAGAAUUUGUAAAAAUCCUCCAUCUACAGAUAUACAUUCAUUUGCAUUACACAUGAGUAAUCACAGGGAGUGUAAUAUGCAUGAAUGUAUUGUGUGCGAUAAAACAUUCAACUCUGUAGUUCUUUGGACAGCCCAUAUGACCUAUCAUCAACAGCAAAUAGAUUUAAAUGUGUCAACAGUUCAGUUUAAUCUUUUCGAAACUGAAUCUAAUACAUUUGACCCUAUUAAUUCUAGAAACAUGGAACCUCAAGUUUUUACAAACUUAAAAGAUACAAAAUGCAAGACAACAAGCAACACUGAUUCUGUGACAAUGUCAAGAAACCAAAAAAAAGAAACCAAAUCAUCGUCAACUAAAAAAACGAAUUUCUGUAAUUUAUGUAAUAGGAAAUUUACAAAGCAGUGUUAUUUUGCAAAUCAUAUGAUUAUGAAGCAUAAUAUAAAUGCAAACACACAAAAACAACUUACAUCAAUUGAUUGUAAUGAAUCAAUCAUUCUGUCUGAAAACAUAGAGUUGACUAAUGAAUACGAAAACAAAUUAUCAGCUCCGGUAAAUAACAAAAAUAACAAUCUGAUCAACCGUGUUAAUAAAAGCAAUAAGAAGAAAUCAACAUUUUGCGUAUUUUGCAACAAACAUUUUGCACAUCUUGGUGCCCUAACUAAUCACAUGCGUAUUCAUGUAGAACAUCCCUGUGAUGUGUGUGAGAAAAAAUUCUCUACUCCGUUCCAAUUGAAUGUUCACCGAAAGUCACAUUCUAAACUAAAGAUUGAAUCUAUAAGUCAUAAAGAUAAAAUAAAAUGUCGACAUUGCAAAAAAGAAUGUAACUCAAUAUCUCAGUGGAAAAAUCAUAUGUCAAUGAGCAAGGAAUGUCGUCGCCAUUGUAAAAGUUACCUUCCAGAGUUUACAUCAAAUAAUACUGUUUUAGAUAAAACGUACUUGAAUACUUAUGAUAAUAUCGGUUCACAAAAAGACAAGUUAAUGGACAAAAUUCAACAAAAACCAGCGGUUAAAAAACGAAAUAGAAGUAAUCACAUUAAUGAUGUUAAAUGUGAGUUAUGUGGUAAAAUAUACUGUAAUGAAUAUAAUUUAAUUCGCCACAUAUCCAUGAUUCACAAACAAACUUAUAAACCUGUGAAUUGUAAUGUUUGUGGAAUUACAUUAAAAAAUAAAUUUUCUUACGGAGCACAUUUAAGAAGUGUACACAAACAAUUUGUUAAACAUCAUGAAGGAACAAACUCUACAUAUCAAAGAACCGGCGGGCAAAAUAUAUCAGUAAAUAAAAAAAAUAUUAUGAAAUACAUUUGCAAAAUAUGUAAUAUGAAGUUUGCUGACAAUAUUACAUUACAAAAUCAUGCAAAGAGACAUACUUUAAAUAUGUAUAAGUGUAAUGCCUGUGGUCAGCAGUAUGAAACAAACCUUGCUCUAGGUAAUCACAUUUGGGAAAACCACAGUGAUGUCUAAUAAAUAUUAACAUUUCGAGAAUUAUGAGACAAAAUGCUUUUCUAAAAAUAAUUAAUUAUAAUUUUGCUCAGUGUGAACUUUGUUUUCAUCAAAAGAAAGAAUUGGCAUGUUAUGUCCCAUGAUUAUAUUUUACGUGUUCAUAUAUAGAAUUUUCGGCCAUUAAAAAUGACAAUACAUUUUAACAUCUGUAGUUAUUUUAAUGUUAUUAUAAUAAUAUGGAAAAAUAACAUUAAAAUACUUGUGAAUUACUUGAAUUUCAAAUGCAUGCUUUUGUACUUUGUUUUAUUCUAAAAAUGCCUAACUAUUUUUAUUGUCAUAACUACUUCUACAAGUUUUUACUGUACAUUUAUUGAAUGUAUUUGGUAGAUUAGAAACAAUAAUUAAGGUAUAUUUUUUUAUUUAUUCAAUUUAAGUUUUAAGAAUAUUUUUCGUUAACCAUAACUUGUGUUGUAUAUUCAUAUUAGUGAUGGGUCGAACCUGAUUUUAUGGUGUCGAACCGAACAAUGUUAAAGUCUUGUGAACCCGAAACGCACUAUUAACAUUUUUUAUCAAAUUAAAACUUGAACUUUGAAUUUUUUUUCUUUUACAAAUAAGAUUUAAAUUAUAAACAUUUUACUUAUAUUGUGUAUACACCUAGAAAUACAUAAUAAAUUAUAAUAAUUAUUAAUUAACAUCCAAAACUAUUAUUUAAUAUUUCUGAUAACGUUCUCAUAUAACAGUUAUUUAAUAAAUAAUACAAAUAUACAGCGUUCGGUAUGAUAUUGUUGUAGAUAUAUUAAAUUUAAGUUUUAAGAUUUUUCUCCAUUACUUGGAUUAACUAUAACUUGUGUUAUAUAUUCAUAUAUUGUCAACCAAGUAAUUUAUUCAAAUACUUAUCACAUUGUAUAUUUAACUGGUGGGUUUAAUUUAACGAUGAUGUAAUUUUGAUUUGUUUAUUUUAUAAUUUAAAAUAAAAUUUAACUUCCAGCAAAAUAAUGUUCAACUAUUUCUACAAUUAAGUUAAGUUUUUACAGUACAUUCAUUGAAUGUACUUAAAUAUGUAUUUCAUGUAUUAAAAACUAUAAUUAAAGUAUAAUUUUGAAGAUUUUUUUUCGUUAACCAUGACUUGUAUUGUUUAUUCAUAUAUUGUCAACCAAGUAAUUUAUAUGGGUUUAAUUUAAUAAUGAUGUAAUUUUUAUUUGUUUAUUUUAUAAUUUAAAAUAACAUUUAACUAGCUGUAAAAUAUAUUUUUAAAUAAAUAUAUACAUUUUUUAACAUUCUUUGAAUUUACUAUCAAUUAUUGAAACAGUAUCACAGGUAGUCUUAACGAUCAAAUGGUAUAUAAAUAAACUAAUAGCUUACAUACAUUUUGAAUAUAAUAUAUAUAUAUAUAUAUAUUAUUUCCUUCACAUUUCUUUAUACUCUUAUAUCAGUUGGACAACUAAGUUCAAUUUGACUCUUACAUAAUGUUCCACAGAGAAAAAUUCACCGUAUGCUUGAUUUACAACUUAAGACAUGGAUUUAUAUUUUUAUAUUUAAAAAGUACAACAAUUUAGCUAGUAUUGAGUAGUAUUUUGAAUUAAGUAUUAAGUAUUAGAAUACCUUCUAAGAAUUCAGAGAACAUAUACUUUUCCCAAAACUUUUCUGAAUAACUAUUUAGAAUAUUUGUUUAAAGUAUUUUAUCUGUUUAUUCCUAUCAAAAAAUACUUUUAAUUUACAAUAAUAAUUUUUUGCUUUGUUUUUGUCAUUAUUUUCACAAUAUUAUAAACAUUUAAAAAUUUUAAAUUAAGUAACAACUUAAUUUAAAUUUGUUUUUUUUUUUUUAUUAAUUUUUACAGGCAUCAACUGCAA
Messenger RNA from Metopolophium dirhodum (rose-grain aphid), 3978 nucleotides. RefSeq names its product zinc finger protein 836-like. Gene Ontology annotation, cellular component: nucleus. NCBI's taxonomy places the organism in Eukaryota, Metazoa, Arthropoda, Insecta, Hemiptera, Aphididae. The transcript is spliced from 3 exons. Bases 1 to 2148 code for a protein of 715 amino acids. The record is from RefSeq and is a predicted model, not a curated record.